Linderina pennispora is the source of this 1419-nucleotide messenger RNA. Its product is annotated as ALG6, ALG8 glycosyltransferase. Bases 1 to 1419 code for a protein of 472 amino acids. Gene Ontology annotation, biological process: protein N-linked glycosylation. The record is from RefSeq and is a predicted model, not a curated record. Gene Ontology annotation, cellular component: endoplasmic reticulum membrane. The transcript has 5 exons. Lineage: Eukaryota; Fungi; Kickxellomycota; Kickxellomycetes; Kickxellales; Kickxellaceae. Gene Ontology annotation, molecular function: dolichyl pyrophosphate Man9GlcNAc2 alpha-1,3-glucosyltransferase activity.
AUGAAGCAGUGGUUCCAGUUUUUGGAGGAGCAGGACGCACAGGGCAUUGCUCUCCCAACAACACUGCUAUUUUCCUUGCUAGCAUGCCACCCAUGUUCGGCUGACUACGAAGCACAGCGGCACUGGAUGGAGAUCACAACGCACCUGGCGCCAUCAGAGUGGUACUUCUACGACCUACAGUACUGGGGGCUGGACUACCCGCCGCUGACAGCGUUCCAGAGCUGGCUCUGCGGGGCAGUGGCCAACCUUAUCGAUCCGUCAUGGGUAGCGCUGCUCCAGUCCCGCGGAAUUGAGACAGCAGAGAGCAAGAUGUUUAUGCGGGCCUCUGUGAUUGCGUUUGAGUUUGCCAUAUACGUGCCGGCAGUGGUGGUGCUGUUCAUGUCAAGGCAUCAGAAGGUGUCUCGGUGCUUAUCCAAGCCGUGUCUGACGCUGAUUGACAACGGGCACUUUCAGUACAACUCGGUGAUGCUCGGGCUCCUGGUGUGGAGCGUGUGCUUUGCCAUGCAAGGCCGCUACGUGGCCAUGGCAAUUGCGUUCUCGUGCUCGCUGCUGUUCAAGCAGAUGGCUCUCUACUAUGCGCCAGCGGUCUUUUUCUAUCUGCUAGCAAAGUGCUUCCAGCGCAGGCACGGGCUGGCCCUGUUUAUUAAGCUCGGCGUAGCAGUGGUGGCGACAUUUGCGGUAGUGCUCAGCCCAUGGAUUACGUCGCCGGACCAGCUUAUGCAGAUUCUGGUGCGCGUGUUCCCUGACAAGGUGGCCAACAUCUGGUGCGCUGUGAAUGUCGCGGUGAAGCUCCGUGCCAACUGCAACGCUGGCUACGGCUACCGGCUUUCCUGCCAUCAUGUCUGCAUUUGUUUGUCAGCGUCAGACGGCUGCAAUCUAACAGCUCGGCUGCCGACACAACGACGGCUGCUGUCGUACGCGCUGGUCAACUCGUCGCUGGCGUUCUUCCUGCUCUCGUUCCAGGUGCAUGAGAAGAGCAUUCUGCUGCCAUUGGCGCCAGCGCUGCUUCUGAUCAACGACGAGCCUUGGGCUGUCGACUGGUUUGUGCAGAUCGCGCUGUUCAGCAUGUAUCCGCUACUGUUCAAGGACGGUUUGCAAAUCCCCUACUGGGUCAUGGCUGUUGGCUGGGCAUUCCUGCGCAGCUGUCCAGCGUGCCCGUCCGACAAGGCGCGUGUCCCGUUGCUGGUGAUGGCCCUGCAGUGGAUCUCGUGGGCCGUCAUGGCUGGUCUGCACAUUGCCAAUGCAUAUGUGCCUCCGCCUAGCGCGCUGCCCGACCUCUAUGCGGUACUGAAUGUGCUGUUCAGCUGCGCCAUGUUUGUGCUGUUCCUCGUGUACUUCAACUAUCGCCAGUUCACUGCGCUUGUCGCCGCAACAGAAGCAAAAGACAGAGUAAAGGUUACUUUUCGAGAGUUGGAAUAG